GUGGGCUCUCAAAGACCUCUUGAAGCUCUUGAGGGGGUUGAAAUAAAACUUUGGCUGUUGCUAGCGUCUCACCUCUGGUUGGUCCAUGCGGCGCUCGAGCACGGACGAGACGCCUUACCGGCGCAGUCCCUCACUGGACAGCAAGCCCGAGACGCCACCCUUCAACUCGGGUUUCCACAGCUACAGUGGCGAGUACGAGUAUAAACGUCCGCCCUUUGCAUUCGGCUUCCACACAGCGCCGGGUCCGCAGGCGGCUAAAGGCCGCUACACCACCUCGCAGGGGAAGAAGUAUGUGGUGUUUUACCUGGACCUCUCCUUCAUCUUCCUCCUAGAGCUGCGGCGCUGCAGGAUGGCUGAGGGCUGCAUGAGGAGCCUGCGCUACGGUAUGGUCUUCUUCAACCUCCUCUUCUGGUUGGGGGGUUGUGGAAUACUGGGCGUGGGGGUAUGGCUGUCAGUGACCCAGGGCAACUUUGCCACACUCUCCUCAUCCCUCCCAUCCCUCUCAGCAGCCAAUCUACUCAUUGCGGUCGGGACCAUCAUCAUGGUGAUUGGUUGCCUCGGCUGUGUCGGAGCUGUCAAAGAAAGUCGUCCGCUAUUGCUGAGUUUCUUCAUCCUCCUUCUGCUGAUCUUCUUCUUGGAGAUUCUGUCCAUCAUGCUCUUCUUUGUUUACCAAGACCAGAUUGAUCACUAUGCCCAGAGGGAUUUGAAGAGGGGACUCCAGCUCUUUGGCACCGAAGGCAACGUAGGCUUGACCAACGCCUGGAUGAUCGUACAAACUGAUUUCCGCUGCUGUGGCGUGACCAACCAUACGGACUGGUUUGAGGUGUACAAUGCCAGCCGCGUGCCCGAUUCCUGCUGUCUGGAGUACAGCGACAACUGUGGCCUCGUGAACCCAGGGACCUGGUGGACCGCGCCAUGUUACGAGCGGGUGAAGGAUUGGAUACAACAGAAUCUGGUGGCCCUGUGGAUAUUUGCCUUGUGUACGGCACUCACACAGAUUCUGGGUUUGGUCUUCUCUAUGACCAUGUUCUGCCAAGCAGUCAAAGUGGAGACCUUCUACGCCUAGCAGCGUCCCCUCUUUGCCCCAAAGGACUCUGUGAAUGAGUGAGGCACACACACCUCUCUCCCACUCUACACUCUGUGACGGACCUUUCUCACCAACGACUCGCCGACCAAUCCUCAUGUAACAUCUUCACAACGACCUGUACUGUAAAACAAGCACAAUGUACUAUCGGGAGCCAAUGGAUGUUUUUUUGCUGAAUUAAAUGUUAUUCGCUCAUUUUGUGGUCAACAUAUAUAUGUAAUAUAUAGGAGUAAUCCUUUUUUAAAGAUUUGUUUUAAAUGAUUUUGAAUCAUUCUAUAAUCUUAAGUGUUUUUGAAACGAGAGGAGAGCUAAGGAAUGCAGGUCAAGAGUGCAUUUAUUAAGACAGGCCAUAUGACUAGUAAAGUGCAUGGCUCUUAUAAUGGUGUUAGUAAAUGUUUGGCUCAUCCAAAUCAACUUUUC
This is a messenger RNA of Oncorhynchus nerka (sockeye salmon), 1504 nucleotides long. RefSeq names its product tetraspanin 4a (gene tspan4a). The coding region runs from base 86 to 1066 and encodes 326 amino acids. NCBI's taxonomy places the organism in Eukaryota, Metazoa, Chordata, Actinopteri, Salmoniformes, Salmonidae. The record is from RefSeq and is a predicted model, not a curated record. Gene Ontology annotation, cellular component: plasma membrane. The transcript is spliced from 7 exons.